Molecule: messenger RNA, 846 nt
Organism: Galendromus occidentalis (western predatory mite)
Lineage: Eukaryota; Metazoa; Arthropoda; Arachnida; Mesostigmata; Phytoseiidae
Exons: 2
Coding region: 1-846 (281 amino acids)
Source: RefSeq, a predicted model, not a curated record
AUGUGGUUCCACGGCCGUUGUGCUUGUUGUUGUUUUUUGUUGAAAAAUACCUGCGAGGGCUUCCUCAUCCCGCCGGGUCAUAUGGAAAUGACCCUCUUGGGCGCGAAUUUAGAUCCCACGAAAAUGAUGGCCGGAGAUGCCUCCGCUUUCCAACUCGUGGUCCCGCGGCAGGAGCUCCGCGACCAGAACCACUGUGAACCGUACGAGUCGAUGGUGAUCGAGGACGACGACUGCCACAUUUAUUGUGAAGUCAAUGGGACGAUAGGCAAGCUCGAAAUUCGGGACCCUGGACGGCGAACUCUCGCCGCGUGUAAAACUGUGAAUAACGGUUGCACUACCUGCAUGAGACAAAUCGGUGAGGGUGAUUCAACGAAAAUUUUCGGUAGGUGCGGCCCCAGCUGCACGUGUGAACCGCUGAGCAGCUACAUGAACUACUUGCAAGAUAAGCGGGAGUGCGCGAAAAUUCAGAACCACACGAACUUCGACGCGUUGGCGAGGAAGCCGCUCAACAACCCUCUCGAGAGCCCUCGCUUCCAAGUGAUUAUACCCGCCAUCGGUAACCGAGACAAGAAGAACUGUGAAGUUUAUGAAAAGGUCAUGAGCCGAGAGGAACUCGAGAGAACCGGCCAAUGCAGACAGAUGUGCAGAGUCGAAGGCUGGUUCGGAAUUAUCAGAAUCGAGGGGAGUGCCCGAGUAAUUGAUGCUUUGCCUCCUCGUUUCCCGAAAACCUGCCAAAUCCCCAUAAUUCACGCGAGCUCAAUGCUACUGCCAGAUUUUUCCGUCGCGUCAACCCUCGGAGUUUGUGAUCACGAUGGAAACUGUGUCAAAGACGACACCGCCUACUAG